Spirometra erinaceieuropaei is the source of this 1227-nucleotide messenger RNA. The record is from the annotation of a GenBank genome assembly. Lineage: Eukaryota; Metazoa; Platyhelminthes; Cestoda; Diphyllobothriidea; Diphyllobothriidae.
AUGGCAAGACCCCAAGAUACGGCUUUGGCCCGAUUCUAUGGCCCCCCUAAGGUGCACAAAGACGGCGCUCCUCUCCGACCCAUCGUGUCGCUCAAAGGUACUCCAACGUACGGACUGGCUAAGUGGCUGUUUCGGCGUCUCAAGUUCCUGACUGCUGGGUCAGACACCACGGUCUCUUCGUCAGCACAAUUCCUGGAGAAACUCAAAGGGGUAAGCCUCCAUCCAAAUGAGGCCAUGGUAUCUUUUGAUUUUACAUCCCUUUUUACUUCUAUUCCCCAGGACCUGAUGAUCGAGACAAUCGAGCUGCUUCUACAAAGCAAAUACGAUGAAACGGAGAAUCGUAUUGGACGCGUCCAAGUCCUUCAGCUCCUGAUGUUCUGUCUCAGGACGUACUUCACGUUCGACGGGACAAUCUACGAACAGGUGAAGGACACACCAAUGGGUUCGCCGAUUCCGGGAUUCAUCGCCGAGGCGGUCCUGCAGCGGUUAGAGUCGCUGGUUUUCCAACACCACAAACCGAAGUUCUGGGCCCGGUAUGUGGAUGAUACCUUCGUCGUUAUCGACGGGGAUCAACUGCUGACAUUCAAGGAACGUCUGAAUGCGGUCUUCCCGGACAUACAAUUUACGAUGGAGGAGGAAGAGAACAACCAGCUGGCCUUCCUGGAUGUCCUCGUAUGCCGCAAGGAUUGUGGUGGACUAAAGACCAAAGUGUUCAGGAAAGCGACAAAUACGAUGCAAGUACUGAACUUCAACAGCAACCACCCAAUCAGCUACAAACGCAGCUGUGCAUGGACGCUCUAUCGACGUGUCGAAACGCACUGCAGUGAGCCGGAAGACAAGAUUGCCGAACUACAAUACCACCGACGGGUCUUCAAAACUAAUGGCUACCCGCGCAACUUCGUCAACCGGUGCAUACGCAAAAGGGACGAAAGGCCUAACCGCACGGACAUCAAAGUUUGGCGAGCGCUUCCAUAUGUCAAGAACGUUUCGGAAGCUGUUGGCCGCCUUCUCGCACCACUUGAGGUUGGGGGUUGGAGUUGCACACUGACCGGAGGCAACCAUCAGACGGCCGUUAAUGAAACCGAAAUACCCACUGCCACGGCAAGAAACGUCUGGAGUCGUUUAUCGGAUCGGGUGCAGUUGCGGACAAAGCAACUUCGUCGGAGAAACCGGAAGACAAAUCCAAACGCGAAUGGCCGAGCACGCUGCAGCGGUGCGGAGAAAUGA